Messenger RNA from Staurois parvus, 327 nucleotides. NCBI's taxonomy places the organism in Eukaryota, Metazoa, Chordata, Amphibia, Anura, Ranidae. The record is from the annotation of a GenBank genome assembly.
AUGGACAGCUCCCCGCUCCUCGUCAGAUUCCUGUGUGCCAGCCUGCUCCUCUUCUGUCUGUGCCGGGGCCAGUCCUCCCGGGAGCUCUCCUCCGAAGACUUUGAGGUCAAGAAGAUGCCUACAUCGUCCGAAAAAGAGCUGGUGGAGGCAAUGGAAGAGCUGCUGGGAAAAUUUCAGGACAGGUACCCUAUGUAUCAGAAGAGAGCCCAGAUCCCAAUGUGUGACAUUGGAGAAAGGUGUGCCGUGAAACAAGGUCCCAGAAUCGGAAAGCUGUGUGACUGUUCCCGCGGAUCGUCCUGCAACACUUUCCUGUUGAAGUGCAUAUGA